Molecule: messenger RNA, 7333 nt
Organism: Chara braunii
Lineage: Eukaryota; Viridiplantae; Streptophyta; Charophyceae; Charales; Characeae
Source: the annotation of a GenBank genome assembly
GUUCGCAGGGCGACUUCAUUCACCCAUGUGUGGUGAAGGGAGCACGCUUACGCAUGACAGGGUCUUCGACUCCCAUCUCCGUCACCCUAGGAGAUGACAAGACCCAACGCUUCUUCGAUCAGACGGUCACCGACCUCCCUUUCUUCCUCACUCUCGAGGCGACUGAUCAUCCCCCGGUGUCUCGUCGCCACCGCUCCUCUGCACAUUUCGAUGUGAUAGAGACGAGAGCCCGUGCACUAGCAGCACCUAGGGAAACAGCAAACGCCGCAGCUAGGGAACAGGCUGCAGCAGCAGCCAGGGCAGCAGCCAUGACUAGCUCAGCAGCAUCCUCUGCUGCGUUGUCUGGGACCAAUGGGACCCAAGAGGGAAUGCCAACAGGGUCUACGGGUACUUCCAGUUCGUUAGGUUCUUGUCAGUCUACAAGUCAAAUGGCGGGCUCGCAGUUCAGCCCGUUGACUCCUCGCGAAAGGGAGCUCAGAGAGCUCCAACAGGUCGAGAGGAUCCGUGAACGAUUAGAGAGGGAACUGAAGCAAGCAACCGAUAGGGAAAGAGAGAUUAAAAAUAGAGCAGCCAGGCUUGAUAUGUUAGAGGCAGACAAAGCUGAGUUAGAGGGAUUGGAUGAGUCAGGACUAUCUGACCAAAUGAAAGUGUUGAAAAACAACAUGUUGUCGCUGCAUGCGCACGUGGACAGCAGGUUGGACUUCAUGCAGAACACUUUGGACCAGAUCCUGGACAUUUUGCAAAGGCCAGGAUAUAGGCCACCAGCACAGUCGCCGCUGCCGUUGACGGCGAUGUCUGGCCCCUUUCCAUUUCAAGCUGGCACACAACCAAGUGGCACGUCUGCAGCAGCCGCACAGACUGUUGCGUCUUCUUCUUCGGGUCGAGCGGUGAGAGCUACACCACUGCAACAACCUGUUCCUCCACAGGGACAGCCGCAAGGUCAAUGGUACCCUAAGACCCCAAUGAAACCACCUCUUGCCUUCUCAGGCGAGAGGAAGGACGAAGAACUCAAUACAUGGUUGAGAACAGUUCCGGUUUGGGUGAAGGCGAAAAGGACCUUGCCAGAGGACGAAGUGGUUACUGCUGCAUCUUACCUCGAAGUGAUGCCCUUUGGUCUUUGCAAUGCGCCGGGAACAUUCCAGCACACUAUGAAUCAGAUCUUCCAUGACCAUUUAGAUAACUUUAUCAUUGUUUACCUUGACGACAUUCUGAUCUUUAGUAAGUCUGCUGAGGAGCAUGCACAGCACGUUGAGACUGUACUUUCACUCCAGCGACAGCACAAGUAUAAGGUCAACUUAAAGAAGUGUGAGUUUGGUCGCACUAAGAUAUUAUACUUGGGUCAUGAAGUAUCCGCGGAGGGAAUUAGGCCAGAAGAUGCGAAGGUGGCUAGUAUUCUAGACUGGCGACGACCUCAGACUGUCACUGAGGUCAGAUCUUUCUUAGGAAUGUGCGGCUACUAUAGGAAGUUCGUAAAGAACUAUUCUACAGUCGCCUCUCCUUUGACGGAUCUAACUCGACUUGACACGCCGUGGGACUGGAGUGAUGAGUGCGAGGGUGCUUUCAAGCGAUUGAAGCAUACACUCAUGAAUCAUGAAGUUCUCAUGGUUCUCGAUCCUCAGAAGCCAUUUAUAGUGACCACUGACGCAAGCCAAUAUGGCACUGGCCCAGUGCUGGCUCAGCAAGAUGGGAAGAAGUUGAGACCGAUUGAGUACAUGAGCAAGAAAAUGCCAUCGAAGAAAUUGGCAAAGUCCACCUACGAAAGGGAACUUUAUGCUCUCUAUAAGGCACUUGUCCAUUGGAGACACUUCCUAUUGGGAAGGUUCUUCUACUUGAGGACUGAUCAUCAGACCCUCAAAUGGAUCAAGACUCAACCGGCUCUUUAUGACGCAUUCAAGCGAUGGGUUGAAGUCAUAGACCAAUAUGACUUCAAGCUUGAGUAUCUGAAGGGGGAGUACAACAAGGUUGCAGACGCGCUAUCAUGUAGGGCAGACUACCUAGGUGCGCUAGUUUCUGACUUUGGUGUAUCUGAAGAAGUAACUCAAUCAUUGGUGGGAGCCUAUCAGGAAGACCCUGUCACGAUGGACAUCAUGGGCAAACUUCAGGCAAAAGACAAGGCCACGGAAAGUGAGUUUGUGAUGGUGGACAGGCUACUCUAUCUUGAUAAGGCCGGUGUUAAAAGGCUAGUAGUUCCAUCUAGUGAACGUUUGCGUAGUUUGUUUUUAGGAGAAUGCCAUGAUGCAACCGGGCACUUUGGUUACAAAAAGACGAGUGUUAAUCUAGUACAACAAUUUUGGUGGCCUGGAAUGCUAGAAGAUGCGAAGAAGUAUGUAGAGACCUGUCAGGUCUGUCAGCGGGACAAGCCGCGAACUCAAGCACCGCUUGGGUUGCUGAAGCCCUUACCUAUCCCUACUGGUCCAGGACAGAGUGUUUCCAUGGAUUUCAUGGACACCCUGGUGACCAGCAAGAGUGGCAAGAGGCACAUCUUCGUCAGACUAGUUGCCAUGCCAGAGACCGCAAGGACUGACCACGUCAUUUUGUUGUUUAUGAACAACUGGGAUGAUUGGGAUGAGAAGUUGCCUCUCAUCGCCAGCCUGUACAACAAUGCUGUACACAGCAGUACCGGCAUCAGUCCUAAUCAGCUGCACUUGGGAUGGAAGCCUAGAUCAGCUCUAGACUUCCUCCUACCUGAAAACCGAUCCUCUACAACUCCCGGCACACUUGAGUAUGGUGUGCAGUAUGAGAAGUUGCUGCAGCAAGCUGUCGAGCACAUCAAGAAAGCUCAGCAAGCAAUGAUUGCUUCUGAGAACAAGCAUCGGCGACAGUCCUCAUUUCUGGUAGGGGAACGUGUUUGGGUCAAGGCUAGUGAGCUAGGACAGGAAUUCGUGGGGGAUGAGAUGGAUGGUCCCACUUAUGUGAUCCGCAUCCCUGGACACCUACGCACUCACCCUGUCUUUCAUGCCUCAAAGCUUGCACCUUUCGCUGAGACGGAUCAGUUCUCUUCAAGGAGAUCGAUGCUGCCCCCAACCAUGGAUGGUCAAGUGGACAUCGACGACAUUGUGGAUCACAAAGAUCUGCCUGUUCAGAAGCCAUUGGGUAGAGGAAGACCUCCAAAACCCAAGCGGGAAUAUCGUGUCAGGUUCAGGCAUCAUACAGAUCCAAAGGAAGACCGAUGGUUCACCAGAGAGGAACUGAUUGACACAACUCCUCAAGUGCUAGCAGAAUAUGAGAAGAAGCUGAAAGGGAAGGCACAUGCGAAAAGAAAAGAUGGACCACCCGGGGCAGCAUGUGUCUUUGAGCUUGGGGCGGGACAUAAUGGCCAUCGUAGCCGCGAGUCGAUUCUGGAAGGAAACCCGGGAUGUGAUGAUGAGGAAAUACCUGACAGCGGAGAAAAUGGCUACGGAGGCCGAUUUAGUGGCAGUUCAGAGGAGAAAAUGGCUACGUACAAUGACUUCCUACGGGAGUUUACUCUGGUAGCACUAAGGAUCCCCGGGGUCACGGACCGGAUAAUGAGCAAAUACUUCCUCAGGCAGUUCUCCGAGUUUGACAAAGACAAGAUUUUGUCGGCUUACCAACAGACGAGCAAGUUUGUAAACACCAGGGAUGUUGAUUUUAGCACAGUAACGGAUCAAGCCGAGAAGACAAUAGUGACUGAGACAUUGGCCUUGCUUAAGGAAGGGGAGGUCAUAGAUCUCACUGGUAGGACAUGCGACAAGGUAAAGAAGGGGAUUGAAAGUCUACAUGAACGGGUGCACGGAGUCGACAACAAGAUUGAAAGGGUGGAGAACGCGCUACUGGUUAUGCAGGCGCAAGUAUCCCGACCCGCCCUCCCUCCCCAGGAAGCCGUAGUUCUGCCAGGAGUAGCCAAUCGAGGAUUCGGACGAACAAAUCCCGCUAAUGAGCAAUGCGAGUACUACACCGCGGUGGGGCAUUUUGUGUGCGCAUGUCCAAAACUCAACCAUGAUAUAUUAAAAAGGAGAUGUACUAGGUCAUUAAAGGGAGAGAUAUUCGGACCGCAGGGAGAACGAGUGAAUUGGAACUCGCCAGGGGGGAUGCGGCGAGCCAUCAUUAUGCUCAAUGGGCUAGAGAUAGCGGCCGUAGAGGCUGAGCCGGUGAUCGAUAUUAUUUGGGAUCAACUUCGGGGCCGGGGGCCGCAAGUCAACUUCAUUCUGGAAAACGACGGACGUGAUAGGGUGAACGCGACUACUCGGCUAGGGACGGCUGGGAGAAGGAUUAUCCGUGACACCGUGAUGGAGGAGGUUGCUGGAAGCUCUGUACCCCAGGCAGAGCCCGAGGCCGGGGAACCAGAGAAAGUCUAUGGGAAGCCUAGGGAAGAGGAGCCUACAAACAAAGUUACCGCUGCUAAAAAGAAGUUUAGGUAUCAAAUCCCAAUCUUAACCAUGCCUGAGAUGGAUGACACCCUUAGCAAAUUACUAGGAACCAUGAUAUCGGUGUCAUUUCAGACCAUGCUGCAGGCCAGCCCUAGGUUGCUCAAAGGGCUUGGACAACUGUUGACUCGAUGGCGAGUAGAAAUAGAUGAAAACCCCGAAUUACCGGAAGGGGAAGGGGAGGAGGAAGCUCCGCAAGAGGUCGCUAACCUUCAGAGGAGUCGCGGGGAUUUGGAGGAUCUCGAGAAAGCCUUUGCGGACAUUCACCUGAGCUUGCCUGACCGAGAAGGUGGCGAGAUCAUGAGGGCACCUCCCGGAACAAAGCUCAGCUUCCAUGCGCUACCCGUAGGAAAGUUGAAAAUCCAGAUCGGGACUCAUCAUACCGACGCAUUAGUAGACGGGGGAGCGGAAAUCACUAUCGUAAGGAGAGAUUUCGCAGCAAUCACGGGCUGUACGGUAAAUAAGGAAGUAACAGGAAGCAUCCGGGGAGCCAACAGGGAAAUUUCAUUCGCUGGGUAUGUCACGAAAUGCGCAGUCAAGGCAGGAAUCAGGGAGUCGAUCUGGUCGUUUCAACGGAUGACAAUAAUGGAGGAAAUGGACCACGACAUAAUCCUCGGGAGACCAUGGUGCGCAAACGUAGAAAUGAUAGGCAUGCACUUGCACGAUGGCAUGUACAUGGUAGACAUAGAGAACCCAGUGACCGGCAGGGGCGAGCUCCUCCGACUUCUUGGGACGGCAGGAGACCCUCCGAAGGGGAAGUUAGCAACAUGGUCACCAUCAUUCGAAGAUAGCGCGCGGAAGGGGGGUUUUGCGCGGAUGGAGGGCAUGAGAGAAAGGGUAGAAAUCAUGAUCGAGGAAGCAUUCAAUAAGAAGGAAUGGAUCAAGAUGGGCCUGCCUCAGAAGAAGAGAAGGCAGGAGGACGAAGUCUUAGGUGUUAUGGUGGCAGAAAGAGAAUCAAAAGUCGAACUCGGAGCCAGCCUGCCCAAGCGGAAAGAAGUGCGUGUGGACGUGCCAAAAGUCGCACUCGAGAUUCCCAAUUUGUUACAGCUCAUCAAGGCCAUCAGAUUCCACAACGUAGGAGUGGACUCGGCGACAUUGGCCAAAUUCGAAAGAGAAGUGCAAAAGGGAUAUUGUCUGAAUGGAAAAUUAGUCAGCAUUCAACCACGAACCGUAGAGGUGACGAGGGUAAUCCCGGCCGUUCAUUUUUUAGGAGAAAGAUCCCGGAAGGAAGUGUUCGAAAAUCUGGCAAAGACGGACAAGAUAUCACAAUGGCCAACACCCCUGCGCACGACAACGGAGGUAAGAGCAUUCUUAGGCGUGGUCGACUUUUGGAGGAUUUUCAUUAAAAGUUUUGCCAAAAUCGUUGAGCCUAUCCGGGCCAUGAUUAGAGAAGAAGGGACCAUGGAUUGGACGGAGGAGCGAGAAGGGGCCGUCCAAACACUCAAGGACAUACUGACGUUUGAGCAAGUCGCCUUGUUCGCACCCUGUUUUAAUGACGAAGUGGGACGACCAUUCAUCCUAGAAACGGAUGGAGGACCCUUGGCCGUAGGAGGCAUGCUUAUUCAAAAGGAUGAGGAAGGAAAUGAGAGACCAAUUAGGUUCGAAAGUAGAACCCUGAACUCCGCAGAACGGUGGUACUCGCAGUUCAAGAAGGAGGUCCUAACCAUCUUGCAUUGCCUCACGACCUUUCAGGCCUACCUAUUUGGGAGGCGGUUCAUCCUAAGGAUCGAUCCAACGAAUGUCGCAGGGACCUUAAAGAAUUACAGGCCUAUAGAUCCGACGGUGGGGAGAUGGGUAGGAUUUAUCUGGCAGCUCGAUUACAAGAUUGAACGAAUCGCCGGAAUCCGAAACGAGGCCGAUGGGCUGAGUCGGGUCUGCAUCACUCCCGAAGGGGUGGAGGAUGCGGAGCCCAUAGACGCAUUCCUUGAAUACGAAGAAGAAACUCUUGCGGUGGAUAACGAAAUGAUGGCCGAAGAAUGCGCGUCAGGUGAACUGUUGAUCCGGACUUUGGAGAAGGGGGCACCUACCAUAGUAGCAGAACUUAGAGAAGGACCAGUCAUCACUCGAGGUCGCCAAGAGGAGAAAGAUUUGUGGGGAGCGAUGGUAGGAUCGAAGGAGGAACUAAUAGCAAUGGCGGUUGAGGUGGAUGCGCGAGACAACUUGAGUGGGUUCGUAGCGGCGGUCGCUCGCAAGAAAAAGACAGGGAGAAGUGUAGCGGAUUGGAUAGAAGACUUCUACUUGAGGCAUCCCUUCAUCAAGAGGUUUAUAGAAGACAAUGUGACAAAAUUUGUGAACCAAGAAGUGUUGGGAAUGGUUAAAAGGCUCUGUGUACCGAUCAAGCUCAUCGAGCCAUAUCAUCCGGAGGCCAAUGUCCCUGUGGAAAAAGGGCACCGGACCUUAAAGAACACAAUUGCGAAGCUCGCAGCGGACAAUCUGGGGAGCUGGCCUAGGUAUCUUAAGCAGACUGUCUUCUCAGAAAACAUGACACCUAAGAGGACAACGGGAUGUAUCCUAGCAGAACUUUGGUACGGAAGAGAGAUCGACUUUCCGGUGGAAGCCUUGAUACCUGCCUGGAACAGGUUAGAUGAUGAUCCGCGAAUGACCACGGAAGAAUUGAUUGAAGCAAGAUGUCAACAAGUUCUUAGGAACGAGGAGGUCAUGGAAGGCAUCGCCAAUCGGGUACAAGACAGCAGAAUGAGGGACAAAGCAAGGUGGGACCAGGUUAAGAAUGUCAGAAAGGAGCCACUUCAAUUGGGGGAGACGGUAUUGCUAAGGAACUCGGCACUAGAAAGUACUUGGUCUGGACAGCUGGGGAGGAGGUUCAAAGGCCCCUACCGGGUCGCCAAGCGGGUGGGACUGAACACCUUUGAACUGUAUUGAAAGGACCCUUCCCGGGGCAACGAUUGGUCAGGUUUCUAAGUCGGGACUCAGUGGAACAAUCGCUUCAG